AUCGUGAGGUUUUCCCUGCGAUGUUAGUCAUAGUCUGUUUUGUUGUGAUAACUUCUUGAUUCUGUGUUAUAUUUCAUAUACAAUUCAAACAUAAUUUUUUUAUGGAACAUACACAGAAUAUAUAUCGCGCUUUGCUUUAUUUCCGUUUUGCAUUUGUCUUUAGUGACUUUUUUAGUCCAUACACAAUAUUUUCACUGUGUCACAAUAACAUUCCUGGAUUAACAUAAAUGGGUUUUAGUACAAAAUUCCUCUUCCUCAUUACAUUUUUUGGCGAUCAUUGUUGCUCCCCUUAUUACGAAGACCGUAAGCUGCCUCUUCAAAAGGACCUUAUAUGCGAGGAGAAAUAUAAGCCAAAAACGUUGGAUCUAAAAGGAGACUUGGCGUUUGUCGUCUCAUUUGAUCCCAACGAUGUAAAAGAAUGGAAUGGAAAAAGCGAUUUUAAUUGCAUACUCCAUAUAAAAUCUCCGGAUAAAAUGGGAAUAAUAUCAGUCAUACAAAAAAUGUCUCUAAGGACUAAAGAUACAUCAUGUAUAGAUUCUAUUCAAUUCCGACAGUCAGAACCGAUGCAUACUCUUGAGAAAAUCUUACCAUUCAGCCUUCAUAAGAAAACCUCUUGGAGUUUGCCAAUAUGUGGUGAAAUGGACCCUUUAAAAGAACCACCCAAAGAAGGUACUAAGUAUGCGAUGAACUCGUUCGUCGCGAACAACGGUUACAUCGAAGUUAAAAUUCAUAUAGGAAGAAAAAGGAAGUCUGAUGAGAAAAUCGAUUUCCAAAUUGUUUUUACCGCACUACAAAGCUGUAAAAACAGAAGUGCCAAUUUGAUGGCAUGUAGCCCAGACAUCUGUAUAAACAAACAUUUCUUCAAUGAUGGAAAAUACAUUAAUUGCCCUUCAACGCAGUGCAUCGAUGAAGAAUGCUUACCUGUAGAUUCAGGUGAUUCAAAUGGCAAAGCUAGUGAGCAAGUGGUGAACAGUAUGAUCGUGACGGCUGGAGUUUUGAGCGUCAUGGUCUCAUUUAUCAUAUUUCUCGGCUGUUACAUCGCUUGCCGUUCUAUGGAGAUUUGUUGGGUGUUUCGAGAGGGAUCACAAAACAGGGACAGAGGGACUGAACUGUCACAAGUCGAGCCUACAGCUCCUCCACCUGAUACGCCAUCAUCGGAUAAAGAUCUUCCUCCAUCUUACGAGACGCUUUUCCCCGAGACAUGAGGGUCUUGGAAAGUUUGUAUUCACCAAUUUUAUCCCCUUAUGUAAUGAUCAAUUUUAAUUUAAUUCGGAGGAGUGCCAACCUUUUAGCACUGCCAUUGGAACAUCCUAAAAUGUAUGUAUGAAAAAAAAUUAUUUAAUUUAUUUUUAUUAUUAUUCAGCUUUUCUGAACAAUUCCUGUAAAAUAUCAAAAAUUAUGACAUUCCAAUAUUAUGUAAAUUAUAACGUACAAACUAUUUAAUUGAUCAGAUUAUUAAGGCUAUUUUAAAACAGUUUUAUAGAACAAUUAAGAUGUUUCCUUUAGUUAAUUAAUUUUAGUUUGAGUUUGAAUACGCAUUAUAAAUUUUGCUAUACAAUUUUCUAAAACUAUAAUUAACAGUUAAAGGCAGAAUUUUAAAUUUUAUUGUAGGAAGUUUAUUAUAUUAUGAAAAUUUCAAUUAUCAUUUUUUUUUUGCAACAGCAGAAUAAUUUUUUUUUAAAUUUACAAAUAUAAAAAUGGAUAAAAUACAUGCACACAUUCAACACUCAAAUAUGGGUGUGUGAUAAUAAACUAAACCUAUUUUUCUAAUGAAAAUUUGAUUAUGCUCAAGAUACAUUAAGAAUAUUUUUUUUUUAGAUAAUUAAUACAGAAAAAAAGAUAUAGAGUCCCGCUAACCCGAACUAAUUUGAGCUCUGUUCAGUUAAGCUGAAUAACUUCAAUAAUGUGGAAACAAGCAUUAAAACUGGUUUAGUUUGAUAAAAAAUAAGAAAGUACUUUCAAAAAUAAGCGUGACGUUUUGAGAUAACAGGACAAAGGCGUGAUAGUGAAGAAAGAUCGUUUCUGAUCAUUUUUUGACAUGCUUAUCCUCACUGUUUUGUACUGUUGGGUCUGUUUCAACUUUUCUUACAAUUUUGAUUACAAUUUCAGUUAAAACCCACCCAUGACUGCAUACCUCACAAUUAUCAUUAAAAUUUAACUGGAAAGUACAAAAAAUAUAUUUUCUAUAUUGAAAAAUUCUUUCCACAAACCAAAAUGUUACACAGA
Molecule: messenger RNA, 2226 nt
Organism: Cimex lectularius (bed bug)
Lineage: Eukaryota; Metazoa; Arthropoda; Insecta; Hemiptera; Cimicidae
Exons: 5
Coding region: 228-1205 (325 amino acids)
Source: RefSeq, a predicted model, not a curated record